AUGCAGCUCGUUGAGUCUUCUUCACCGUCGCCGACGAAGAUCGAGGGAGGUAACUUUUCCGGCGAAGAGCCGAGUUUCAGAGUGAGGUUUAUCGACGAUCCGUACGCGAUUCCGGUGGUUGUUCAGUCGUAUUCCGGUUACGUCACCAUUGACGUCAACGAGGAGAGCUGUGGUCCGUCGUUCUCAGAUAGCGACGCUUCCGCCAUGGCGAGCGUCGACGUGAGUGGUUUGUUCGGCGGCGCGUGGAGUAGACGCGAGGUGGGAGCGAGUGAGUGUGACUGUGAGUGGGACGACGAUUUGUUGGCGAGGUUUCUAGGCGAAGACUGUGUUUGA
Arabis nemorensis is the source of this 333-nucleotide messenger RNA. Lineage: Eukaryota; Viridiplantae; Streptophyta; Magnoliopsida; Brassicales; Brassicaceae. The record is from the annotation of a GenBank genome assembly.